AUGGUAGGAAUAAAGAAAGGUUGGGAAGAAAGCAGCUGGAAGAUAGUGGAAACAGGUUAUGAAGAAGAUAUAUUACAUAUAAGGAAGAAGGACGAGGAAGGAAAUCUAAACAUCAUCUUGAUAUACAAUAGAAGAUACAAAAGCAAAGAGGUAGGAGAAGCCAUUGCGAAGAUAACGGAAAGGUUCGAAAAAGAGUAUAUAAUAGUAGGAGGAGACUUUAACAUAAGGACAGGGGAAUUAGGAAGAGAAGAAAACGAGGGAGGUGUGGAGAGGAAAAAUAAAGAUAGAAUAAUAAACAAUGGAGGAGACAAAUUCAUAGGUAUAAUGCAAGAGAAAGGUUUAAACAUUUUAAAUGGGAAAGUAGAAAGUGACUGGGAAGGAGAAUUCACCUAUGUAAGAGGAAGAGAUAGCACAGUGAUUGACUAUGUUUUUGCAAAUGAACCGAUAAUGUACAAGAUAGUGGACUUUAGGGUAAAAGAAAGAGUGGACUCGGAUCAUAUGCCAAUCUGCGUGAGGAUAAGCAGGGAGCAAGAGGUAGAUAGAAGAUAUAGAGGAAGAACAGGAGAAGAAGAGGCACAGAAGGAAAAGAAAGUUAUCUGCUGGGACAUCGAGGCAAUAAAAAGCUUUAUUGCAAACACGGAGGAAACAGGUUGGAUUGAAGAGCAGGAGGAGAGGAGUCUAGAUUUUACAUGGAAGAAACUAAAAGAGCUAGUAGAUAAGGCNAUGAUAAAAAAGGAUAUUAGGAUCAAAACGAAAAGAAUAGGAUUUAAGGAAUGGUGGGACAAAAGGUGCACAAAGAUGAAAAGGGAUACCAAGAAGAGCUAUAAGAAAUGGAAAAGUGAUAAAAUAUCGAGGCAAGAAUACUUAGAACAGAAGAAGGAAUGGAGAAGAUAUAUGGAAAAGAAAAAAAUAGAGAAAAGAGAAGAAGAAGAAAAAACACUGAAAAGGAUAAGAACGGAAGCGGAGGUAUGGAAAUUUAUAAAUAAAAGGAGAAAGAAAAGAGAAACGAGGGAGACAAACCUUGAGGUGGAGGAAUGGAGAAAGCACUUUGUGAACCUACUAGAAGGGCAGGAGACGUUGGAGGAAGAAGAGAAUAAAGGGAGCGAGGAAUGGGAAAAAGAGGACGAACAAAGAAAAGAGAAGAGACAAGGGGACGACCCAUCGGAAGAAGAAAUAAGAAAGGUUGUGAAGAAAAUGAAAAUGAAAAAGGCAGCAAGAAUAGAUGGCAUUCCAAUGGAGGCUUGGAAACUAGGUGGAGAAACAGUAAAAAAAGGAAUUGAGUGA
Messenger RNA from Pseudomyrmex gracilis, 1284 nucleotides. RefSeq names its product trichohyalin-like. The transcript has a single exon. The coding region runs from base 1 to 1284 and encodes 427 amino acids. The record is from RefSeq and is a predicted model, not a curated record. Gene Ontology annotation, molecular function: catalytic activity. NCBI's taxonomy places the organism in Eukaryota, Metazoa, Arthropoda, Insecta, Hymenoptera, Formicidae.